AUGCUGAGAUUGAAACUGCGGAAAUCAGUAACAAUGUCCAGUGGAUCGAUCAAUUACCCUCAAGGUUUUGUUGACUUUCUCAACGCAACUCCUACGCCUUAUCAUGCUGUUUUCAACAUGAAAGAGCAUCUUAAAUCGCAUGGCUUUAAGGAACUCAGUGAACGAGAAUCCUGGAAGGGGAAGGUCAAGCCCCAGGGCAAAUGGUUUGUAACCAGAAACAAUUCGUCGAUUAUCGCUUUUGUUGUUGGGGGGAAGUGGAAGCCCGGAAACCCGUUUGCCAUCACAGGUGGCCACACGGAUUCCCCUGUUUUGAAAAUCAAACCUAUCUCCAAGAGAACCAACGAGCAUUUCCAGCAGAUUGGAGUCGAGUGUUAUGGAGGUGGAAUCUGGCAUUCCUGGUUUGACGCUGAUCUUGCCAUCGCAGGCCGGGUUUUCGUUAAAGACAGCUCUAGUAAUGUCAGUGUCGCCAAAUUAGUAGACCUUAAGAAACCAUUGCUCAAGAUUCCAACGUUAGCGAUCCAUUUGGACCGCGACGUAAAUCAAAAAUUCGAGUUUAACAAAGAAACACAACUCUUGCCAAUCGCCGGUUUGGCCGGCGACAAGCCAAACUCUUGCGGUGCGGAAAACGCCAUGUCGGACUCUGAGUUUGCAUCAGUGAAAUCGAUGGUGGAACGGCACCAUGAAGAUUUGCUCCGUUUGGUUGCUAGAGAACUUUCGUUGAAACAUGUCUCUGACAUUGAGGAUUUUGAGUUAACGCUUUAUGACCACAAGCCUUCAUGUCUCGGUGGACUCAAGGAAGAAUUUGUUUUCUCGGGUCGCUUGGACAAUCUGACUACGUGCUUUACUUCAUUAAUAGGGUUUACAGAGGCAGCAAAUUUGGACAUUGAGAACGAAGAGGGUAUUCGAAUGAUGUCCUGCUUUGACCACGAGGAAGUCGGCUCAUCUUCUGCCCAAGGCGCGGAUUCUAACUUUCUUCCAAACAUCAUGGAACGACUUGUUUCGUUAGACUCCUCCCAAGCUGCUGAAUCUUUGUUGGAGUCGUAUGCGAAGUCGUUUUUCCUGUCGUCAGAUGUCGCUCACGGCAUCCACCCCAAUUACAGUGGUAAAUACGAGUCCAACCAUAAGCCGCUGCUAGGAAAGGGUCCUGUGAUAAAGAUCAAUGCCAAUCAGCGUUACAUGACCAAUUCCCCUGGGUUUUUGGUCAUAAAGAAACUUGCCGAUGCUGCACAAAUCCCCCUACAGUUGUUCGUGGUCGCUAAUAAUUCUCCUUGCGGAUCUACAAUUGGCCCAAUCUUGGCCUCCAAAACGGGUAUGAGAACCCUUGACAUCGGAAAUCCAGUUUUAAGUAUGCACUCAAUUAGAGAAACAGGUGCUGCUGCAGAUAUCGACUUACAAAUCAAAUUGUUCAAAGCCUUUUUCAGCAAUUAUAGUUCGGUCGAGACCCAAGUGGUCCUUUGA
Molecule: messenger RNA, 1458 nt
Organism: Lachancea mirantina
Lineage: Eukaryota; Fungi; Ascomycota; Saccharomycetes; Saccharomycetales; Saccharomycetaceae
Source: the annotation of a GenBank genome assembly